AUUAUAUUGAGUGAGAAUAAAAGAAACAAGCUCAUUAAACCUUCCAGCCAUCAAGAGCCAGAAAAACAAAAUAUACAAGAGAGAACACGAUGGCUCAAACCAUGGUGCUCAUGUCUGGUGUCUCUACGAGGCAAGUGGUGGAUUUGAAGAGAGACCCUUUACUUCAGUUUCAAGUUCAGAGACUAAGGCCUGCACCAUUCUCUCGUCUUCUCUACAAUCCUCUUCCUAGCAAAGCUUCUUCAUCCAAUGCUUUCACUACGCUUGCUCUCUUCAAACCCAGAACCAAGGCGGUUCCCAAGAAGGCUGCUCCACCACCGAAGCCAAAGGUUGAAGAUGGUAUUUUUGGUACCUCUGGUGGCAUCGGUUUCACUAAGCAGAAUGAGCUCUUCGUGGGACGUGUUGCCAUGAUUGGAUUUGCUGCAUCGUUGUUGGGAGAGGCAAUAACAGGAAAAGGAAUUCUAUCUCAGCUGAACCUAGAGACUGGAAUUCCCAUUUACGAAGCAGAACCACUUCUUCUUUUCUUCAUCCUUUUCACUUUGCUUGGAGCCAUUGGAGCUUUGGGUGAUCGUGGCCGCUUCGUUGAUGACCCAACAACCGGCAUUGAAGGUGCUGUGAUCCCUCCAGGAAAAAGCUUCAGGGCAGCAUUGGGUCUCAAGGAGGGAGGUCCUCUAUUUGGAUUUACAAAAUCCAACGAGCUUUUCGUGGGGAGAUUGGCUCAGCUGGGCAUCGCUUUCUCUUUAAUUGGAGAAAUCAUAACUGGAAAGGGAGCUCUAGCACAGCUCAACAUCGAGACAGGGAUUCCAGUCAAUGAAAUUGAACCACUUGUGUUGUUCAACGUUCUCUUCUUCUUCGUUGCCGCAUUGAAUCCUGGGACCGGGAAAUUCGUGACCGAUGAGGAUGAAGAGUAGAUGAGCUAUUAUGUCUUGUAAAAUCCUCCGUUGAUGUUUACUUAGAAACUAGCGCCGUCUCUCUAUCUCUGUUUCUUGCAUGAACAAACAACAAUUGCCCUCUUCAUUGGAAACAUGAUUUUCUUCUGCUCUCAUGAGUAGCAUCCAAA
Molecule: messenger RNA, 1057 nt
Organism: Populus nigra (black poplar)
Lineage: Eukaryota; Viridiplantae; Streptophyta; Magnoliopsida; Malpighiales; Salicaceae
Product: photosystem II 22 kDa protein, chloroplastic
Exons: 4
Coding region: 90-908 (272 amino acids)
Source: RefSeq, a predicted model, not a curated record